AUGACCGACGUCAAGUCAUUUAGGAAUCAUGUCGACGAUACUGAGGCCAAGAGGGAACUCGUUGAAGAGGAGAUCCCCAUGGACGAGGAGACCAAGAGAAUCGACCGUGAGACGGUGAUGAGACUGGACAUGCUGCUCAUGCCCAUGACUUUGAUGCUGUAUCUGCUGGCAUGGCUGGAUCGUGCUAAUGUUGGAAAUGCACGGGUGGCUGGUUUGGAAAAAGACCUCAAGUUGACUGAUCUGCAAUACAAAACCGCCAUUACCGUGACAUACGUCCCUUAUGUCCUCUCCGAACUCCCCUCCAACCUCCUCCUCAAAAUCAUCGGCCCUCGCAUCCUCCUCCCAACUCUGUGCGCGCUCUGGGGUCUAGUCACCACCCUUCAAUCCCAAGUACACAACUACCCUGGAUUCUUGGCGUGUCGCUUCUUCCUGGGUCUGCUCGAGGGUGGUCUAUUCCCGGGCAUCGUCCUCUUCCUCUCCAACUUCUAUCGCCGCCACGAGCUGCAGGUCCGCAUCGCCCUAUUCUUUUCCGCCGCCUCUCUCAGCGGUGCUUUCUCAGGCCUCCUAGCGGCAGCUAUUCAGCAGAUGAGCGGCGUCGGUGGCAUGAAGGGCUGGCAGUGGAUCUUCCUCCUCGAGGGUCUCUUCACAAUCUGCUUCGGCCUGUUCUCCUUCUUCAUGCUUCCCAACGGACCCGAGAAGGUCCUCACCUUCCGCUCCGAACAUGCUGAGCGCUGCGUCGCCCGUCUCAAGCAGGACGGCAACACCUUCGAGACUGAGGCCAAGGUGACCCUCAAGGAGGUGUUCUCCGUUCUGAAGGAUGUCCACGUCUGGAUCGUCUGCCUCAUCCUCUUCUCCAACGGCGCCUGCCUCUUUGGUCUCGCUUACUUCUCCCCCUCGAUCGUUCAGGGCUUCGGAUACAGCUCCACCAAGACCCAGCUCAUGACCGUGCCCCCUUACGCCUGCGGCUUCGUCGUCACCAUGCUGACAGCAUACAUUUCUGACCGUCGGCAGCAGCGUGGCGUCGGUGCCUUUGUCACCAGCGGUAUUGCGCUGAUCGGCGCCGCCAUGGCCGUCAACGGGCGCGGUCUCGCCGUGCGCUACUCGGCCCUUGUGCUUCUCGUCACGGGUGUCUAUGCUUGCGCCCCCUGCCUGAUCAGCUGGGUACCCAACAACACCGCUGGUCAUGUUCGUCGUGCCACUGCCGUUGCCAUGGCCUUCAUCUCGACCAACGUCGGUGGUAUCAUGAGCACUUGGAUCUAUCCCAAGGAGUCUGCUCCAUAUUACAAGCUCGGCAUCCGGUUUAAUCUGUCGCUGUUGGUGGUUGCGAUGACGCUGGUCGUGGCGCAGGUGCUGUGGUUGCGCAGACAGAAUCAGAAGAAGGAGAGCGAUCCUGUCGGGCUGUUGCAGGGAGUCGAGGAUCUGCCUUACGAGGAGCAGCUGGCCAAGCUGGGUGAUAGACAUCCGAAAUACAAGUAUACUUAUUAG
Aspergillus clavatus NRRL 1 is the source of this 1485-nucleotide messenger RNA. RefSeq names its product putative MFS transporter. Gene Ontology annotation, cellular component: membrane. The record is from RefSeq and is a predicted model, not a curated record. The transcript is spliced from 3 exons. Gene Ontology annotation, biological process: transmembrane transport. Gene Ontology annotation, molecular function: transmembrane transporter activity. The coding region runs from base 1 to 1485 and encodes 494 amino acids. Lineage: Eukaryota; Fungi; Ascomycota; Eurotiomycetes; Eurotiales; Aspergillaceae.